Molecule: messenger RNA, 1476 nt
Organism: Sturnus vulgaris (Common starling)
Lineage: Eukaryota; Metazoa; Chordata; Aves; Passeriformes; Sturnidae
Source: RefSeq, a predicted model, not a curated record
AUAUUAUUCAGCCAUAUUCCAGGGUAUGCCACUCUUAGUGAAGAUUUCUGAGAGAGGAAUAAGCAUGUCUGGAGGGAAUUCCUGUUGUUACCCAUUUUACAGAAGAGGAUCUAUCACUUAUGCAGGGGAGCACAGGUUGUUGUCCUAUAAAGCUGUUCAAGUUCCUCUCUUCACAAGAACAUCUUCCUGCUCUCCCUGCUGUCCAUAAACAUUAUGUUAGAUCGAGAUGAAGGGAGACACACACCAUACAUGGUGCAACCAGAGUACCGAAUAUAUGAAAUGAACAAGAGGCUGCAGUCGCGAACGGAGGAUAGUGACAACCUCUGGUGGGAUGCCUUUGCAACUGAAUUUUUUGAAGAUGAUGCAACCUUAACACUUUCAUUUUGUUUGGAAGAUGGACCAAAGCGAUACAGUCUCUGUUUUGCUUACCCCAAGCUAUGCUCAUACUCUGCUAUUCUCUUAUGGAUGCUCUUGGCAUCUCCCAAGAACCAUAAGGACACCCAGUACCUCUAUUCCAAGCUGGUGAAAUUGCUGAUCAGGGGCUGUGGCUCCUCUUAGGUGAGUAUGGCACAUGGUUGCAGCACAAAGCCUGGAGUAUUGAAAGCAGUGAAACAAAAGUGCCCUUUCCUUCAUCUGUGCUGUCUCCAGCAAGACACCUGCCUCCUUGCCUAGUGUGUAUGCUCUUUGAGAUGGAGAGGGCAUUAAACACAUUGGAACUGGCUGAGAGGAAAGAGAAAAGACAAAUUGUUCUUACUCUUGCCGGCACAGACUGUAAUGGAGGGAAUCAAGAUAAGGCCCCUGAAAAGAGAAAAAGGCAUCCUAUGAGAAGUUGUUUAUAAAGUUGAAAGUGAUGAAAGAUGCUGACCUCUUGCCUUUGCUGUAGGGUUCAGGUCAAAAUUGCCUGCCUUUGUCUUGCUUCAGCCUGUGAGAGCUUUGCUUGCAUCUUUGACAUUGGUUGUGGCCACCACCUUAUUUUUUUUGCUUUGGGCAAUGGUUUCCCUCUUCUGAGAUCUAAAAUACUCUCUUUUGGAACAAACAAAUAAGAAAAAAAAAAACCUUGUAAGUAUGCAUGUGUGGAAAGGACAAAAAGUUUUUUGCUGUCCAUGGCCUCAUUUUUCUCUGCAUUAUGGCAAUUCCCAGUCCAUUUCCCCCCUUCUUCUCAGAGGCUAUCCAGAACUUGUAUUAAGCCAUCAGAGACACAAGAAGCAUGAUGUUUUGCCCCAGGUUCCUCCUUCAAAGCCCCUGGAGAAUGUUGUGGGAGGCUGCUGGGAACUAAGCAUGAGUGCAGUUCCCAAAUUCCUUUGGGGGCUUUUUUCCUGUGGUUGCUUUAAACUUUUCCUUUUGUAUCAUUGCCUGUUUCACAUCUGGCUCUCUCUGUCCUCUGCUCUUACCUGAACAGUCCAAUUCUACAGCCAAUGCAAAUGUUUAGAGCAGGCCUGUAAAUCAGUGUUUGUGUAAGUGGUAGAAGAUUUUUUU